AUGGCCGGGGCCAGCGACUGGUUUAGCAUCGGCAGCACGGUGCUCUGUAAAACCUGCCAUGAGAAGGAAAUAGAGGGUGAGGUGUUGGCAUUCGAUCCACAGACCAAAAUGCUGAUACUAAAAUCUCCAUCGUCGAGUGGGAGACCCUCAUUAAAUGAUAUACAUAUAGUAAAUUUAUCUCUUGUGUCCAACGUUCAAGUGACGCGAGAAGUUAGUCCUACUACCAGUGAACCACCACAGAGCCUUAAUUUACAAAGGCUAAACACAAGAGUCCGUAAUCAGAUCGAUGAGAAGAGGAGACUAGUAAUGGCUCUGCAGGCCGGAGUAUCUCCAGAGGGACAGAAGCUUUUUAUUGCUAUUGCAAAAACUAUUCAAGAUAUUACGUGGAAUGGAGCUAAUAUCGUUGUAUUUAAUAAUGUCACUAUUAGACCACCGUACAAAGUGGACAAUGUUCAUGGAAACACAGAAUCUGGUGCAUAUAGACAUGUAAAAAAAGUGGUUGAGAAACAUAUUAAGGAUACAUUACAAGCGCAGCAACAACGAGAUCAACAGCAACAGCAAACACAAAAGGGCGGUGAACUGCAAUAAGAGUCCAACAACAAGGCACUAUGUUAUCAAGAUCGCUAUAGCAUAUUUUUGAAGAAGUCCCAAUAUUUGACAAGAAAUAAGAAAAGGAAGAUUUAACAAGAUACCAAACAAAAUAGCCCGACUGCAGAAUAAUUUAAAUAAGCCUAUCGCGGAUAAUCAGCAUUUUCGAGUAAGCUCCAGUCGUUCGUUCAAAUGGAGAUAAGCAAAAACAAAAACGCGUACAUUCGACACGAAAAUUACACAUCGACUUCAAUUCGAGUAUUGUUAACAGUAUCGCAUGUGCAGCAUUUUAUAAAUACAAUCAGACGUACACUUUAUAAAAUUAUUAGUUACCAAUCAACAAGAAAACUACAGAAAAGCAAAUAAGCCAUUUAAUUCGAACUGUACGUGUUCGUCAUAUUAUUAGCACUACAUUCGUACGCGAUGUAUCAUCAACGGCGCCGAAAUCUGUGCUGUAGUUGAAUUCAAGGUCUGUUCAUCGGUUAUCGAUAAGAAUCAACGCAUCUUGGCGUGAUUCGAGAUCGAUUCCUGUUUCUAAAUGAGAGCCUUUGCGUCCACGAGACACAAUGUACACGAUUCAAGCCCGCAUGAAGCGGUCCGAGCUUUCAAGACGUGAUUUUCAAAAUCCGAUAGCAAACGCGUCGCGUGAAAUUAGGAUAAAACGCACGAUUGCUAGAGCGCAUCUUGAACUAAUUCUGUAUAAUUCUAUAUAAUUCAUUAGUUUAGUGGAAUACUUUUCUUGCAACUGUUGGAAGUUUUCUUCGCGCGUUGAUUGAAUUAUAUUUCUACAUCUAAAGGAAUAGUCCUAUCUCGACGGAGAAAAUUUCCAACCGUUGUAAAAUAUAAAUAUUCUGCUGAGAACACGAUCAAUCUAUAAUUCUCGGCAAUAAAUCAAUUUACCAUCUGCAAUAUUAUCGCGAUAAAAUCAUCCCGCGGUUUUACUUUUACUCAACUGACAGAAAUAUAAUAUUGCAAACCACGAUUAUAUUGCUGAAGUUAAUUAA
Cyphomyrmex costatus is the source of this 1592-nucleotide messenger RNA. RefSeq names its product protein LSM12 homolog. The transcript is spliced from 3 exons. The coding region runs from base 1 to 588 and encodes 195 amino acids. The record is from RefSeq and is a predicted model, not a curated record. Lineage: Eukaryota; Metazoa; Arthropoda; Insecta; Hymenoptera; Formicidae.